This is a messenger RNA of Lactuca virosa, 1291 nucleotides long. The record is from the annotation of a GenBank genome assembly. Lineage: Eukaryota; Viridiplantae; Streptophyta; Magnoliopsida; Asterales; Asteraceae.
AUGUGCGAACCAGAUUCAGAUGUUGUGAAAUGGGGACUCCACUUCCUCGAUGUCGACCAAAUAUUCAGUUCCACUUAUUACGGCGAUAGCAAUCAACACGACGUGAACAUCUGUCAUGAACAGUAUAACAAUGGAGAUCUCUCAAUUUCAGAUGGAAAUGAAUUAUCCAAUCCAGAAGAACAUUUACAAACAUCAAACGAUACUCAAGAAUGGUAUACUCCAUCACCAGAUAAUUACUAUUAUGGUGAUGAAUCUAGGGUACAGGAAACAGAGGAAAUGGGACAUUCAAGUUCUUGUUCAAGUCCUGGAAAUAGGUCUUAUGAUGGUGAUGAGUAUUCAUACAAUUUAGAAAUAACAGAUGAAUCUGAGCUUGAUGGUGAAGUAGGCAAGAGAUUGACUGAAAUUGUCCCUGUUCCUCAUAUCCCUAAAGUUAAUGGAGACAUACCUUCAGUUGAUGAAGCUACUUCUGAUCAUCAAAGACUAUUAGACAGGUUGCAGUUAUAUAACUUGGUAGAGUCAAAAGUUCAAGGAGAUGGUAACUGCCAGUUUCGGGCAUUAUCAGACCAAUUUUAUCGUUCACCAGAGCAUCAUAAAUUUGUGAGAAGACAAGUGGUUAAUCAGCUUAAAUCACAUCCAGAGAUGUAUGAGGGAUAUGUCCCCAUGGCAUAUAGUGACUACUUAAAAAGAAUUUCCAAGAGUGGAGAAUGGGGAGAUCAUGUCACCUUGCAAGCAGCAGCAGAUUCUUAUGGGGUCAAAAUUUUUGUUCUAACCUCAUUUAAAGAUACUUGUUCCAUUGAGAUUCUUCCAAAAGUUCAGAAUUCAAAAAGGGUCAUUUUCUUGAGCUUUUGGGCUGAGGUGCACUACAACUCAAUCUACCCUGAAGGAGAAUUGCCACCACCGGAAUACAAAAAGAAGAAAAGGUGGUGGAACUUUAAACACAGGCAUCAAGCGUAUCUUGAUUGAAAAGAUUUGUGAUGAGGGGUGGUUAAUGGUUAUUCUUGAAAUCUAUAGGAAAUAAGUUGUCAUUUUACAUCAUGUAUAGUAAUGUUUCUUGGUUCUUUAAAAGGUGAUGAUGCUGAUAUAAGCAUGCAUGCUUCUGUUUUCUUGAAUUGGCAUGGUUAUUUAUGGCAUUGUGAUGGAUUGAUGGAGCCUUGAUUUUAGAUUCACUCAUUAAUAAAGCUUACUUUGUAGCUAGAUAGUUGUCAAAGAAAGAUGGUUGUUUAGGAGUAAAUGUGACUGAUUAGCUGAAUAAAAUGGUCAAUUCUAUGGGAAAUUUCUUUAAGGACAAUGA